CUCCAAGCACUAUAGAUAGGGAAAAACAUGGACGACAGAAGUGUCUGUACUCCGCUUCUUGCUGGGUCAGACACUCAAAAUAACAGUACUAGUACCCCUAACGCGGUUUCUGUCACAGAUGCUGACAAAGUAAUAAACACUAAAAUAGAUAGCACCCAGGUUGAAGGAGACAAGAGUGAAGCGGAGCUACUCGAGGGUCUCCUCACUGACGACUACUGCCGUGUGUGUGAGGCCGUGCUGCUCUUUGAGUCUCAGCGGCUGUCGCACUAUGAGGGAAAGAAACAUGCUCAGAAACUCAAGGUGUACAUGCAGGCCAAGAGAGCUGAGAAGAUGGACAAAGAGUACACAAGACUCCAGCGGACCAUGACUUCUGAUAAGGACCAUUUCUGUGAGCUGUGUAACAUGGUGUUUAGUUCUCACGUGGUGGCAAAAUCGCACUAUGAAGGCAAAACCCAUGCAAAACAUCUUCGUAAACAAGGUCUUCAGCCCCCAGUUCCAGACUCGUACACAGAGGUGCAUACUUUACCAAGUCUGGUUCGGGAUCCUGAUGAUGCUGACCAGAGAUCAGCCCCACAGGGUGAUGUGGAGCAUCUUCUGGACCCAACAGCCACCGCAGCGACCCCCAGCACAGAGGUUGACCUGAAGGACCCUAACAAGUACUGUGCGCUGUGUGCUGCUUCCUUCAACAAUCCCCAAAUGGCUUUGCAGCACUACAAUGGACGCAAACACCAGAGGAAUCAGGCCAGACGGGACCUGCUCAAAGAGCUCGGAGACCAUGUCCAACAAGCCAACUCCCUGAUGUGCCAGAUGUGUAGCGUGCAAUUUAACUCUGUGGAGAUGUACCAGGCUCAUAUGCAAGGAAACAAACACCAGAUUAGGGAGAAAAAGGUCGUCGACCUGUGCAAAUCUCAACAAAAAGACUACAACACAUAUGCAGAUGAACUGGCAGAUUACAUUCAGGUCCAGAAGGCUCGUGGAAUCACCCCCAGUGCCGGUCAACUCCUCCCUCUGGGUGACGCACAAAAAGAAGGUGAGGAAGAGGAAAAAGAAGAGGAAGCAUGGGGGGAUGUCAUUGAACUCAACAAACGCAUGCCCAACCUCCCUCCCACCUCUAACCCUCCGCAUCAUUCCCGCCCUGGCUGCUACAACCCAGUUGUAGGGUGGCGUCCUCCACUUCAGGGCCCACCCUGGCCUUCCCAUCACUGGGAUUACAGCUGCCCUCCUCCGGUCCCCCCAGGCGAAGGCUUUCCACUGUUAACUAAUCCACCCACAAAUAGAAAGAGGCGCAGAAAGAAGUUGAGCUCCUCCUCGUGUACGACUUCAUCGUCUUACUCCUCCUCCUAUAGCAGUAGCACAAGUGAUAGCGAUGACAGUGAGUACAGGCGCAGAGAAAAGAGGAGGAUUAGAAGAUCCAGGAGGGAGGGAGACAGGAAGGCAAGGGAUGAGGACUCAGACAAGAAGGAGAAGAGGAGGAAGCCACGGAGGAGGGAAAGAAAUAAUGACUCUGAGGAGAGGAGAAGAGAGGAAUCUGGAGAGUCCGAGAAAGAGAGCAGGAGAAAAAAGCCCAAAAGACACGGCAAGCAGAGAAGACGAGAAAAUAAAUCCCCGGAGGAAGACUUAGAGGUGGAAGGAGUGGAAAGGGUGACGGACAAUUUAAUGCCAGAGGACAUGAUGGACAAUAGAAAAGAGACUGAAGUGCAUAUUCAGGCUGAAAUGAGUGUUGAACAGGGGGAAGGUGGACAGGACGAGCCAGCCAAACCAAAAUACAGGAAAGAGAAGAAGAAGACAAAAGAGAAAGUAGACACUAGGACAGAGGAGGAGAAGCUGUGGGAUGACUCCAUUCUGGGCUGUUAAACUCAAAAGCCCCAGACUAUUGUCAUUGUGAGCAAGACAUUUAAAAUAUACACAAACUGUCCAUUUUAGAGUAUUCUUUAUAGCAGAUAACAAAGCAGUUUUAACUAUCUGCUCUGACAGCCCAGAAGUGUUGUUCAUAGGUGUGCUAACUGGCGAGCCGUGCUAAGUCAAUUUAUUUUUGUUAAGAAUUGUUUCUCACACAUAUCCACAGCUGACUUUAUUUUUCACUAAGACACUUAAUAUAUUUCAUUUAAUUAACUUGCACAUCUUUCGUUAUUGUUUGCUGUAAUACUUAGGAUAUUUUUUUUGGUUUUGCCUAUCAUUUGAAAUGAUCAAUAAGACACUUGACUUAUUAAUGCACCGAUAUGUUUCUGUAUCUUGUGGGGGUUUUUAGCAGCCUGUGGUGGGCACUGUUGAGCUUCAUUCAGAGCACCAGUACAGCAAAUAAAAGCCCACCGACGUUU
Molecule: messenger RNA, 2318 nt
Organism: Anarrhichthys ocellatus (wolf-eel)
Lineage: Eukaryota; Metazoa; Chordata; Actinopteri; Perciformes; Anarhichadidae
Gene: zmat1
Product: zinc finger matrin-type 1
Exons: 7
Coding region: 28-1854 (608 amino acids)
Molecular function (GO): nucleic acid binding; zinc ion binding
Source: RefSeq, a predicted model, not a curated record